Molecule: messenger RNA, 1347 nt
Organism: Penicillium taxi
Lineage: Eukaryota; Fungi; Ascomycota; Eurotiomycetes; Eurotiales; Aspergillaceae
Gene: rhgB
Product: putative extracellular rhamnogalacturonase
Exons: 4
Coding region: 1-1347 (448 amino acids)
Biological process (GO): carbohydrate metabolic process
Molecular function (GO): polygalacturonase activity
Source: RefSeq, a predicted model, not a curated record
AUGGUUGUAAUUUCCUCACUUCUCGCAAUCAGCCUAGCACCAUUGCUGGCUGUGGCUCAGCUGUCUGGAACUGUGGGUCCGACUACUUCUUAUGAAGAUAAGGCUAGCACAAAGAUUUGCAAUGUCCUCGACUAUGGUGCAGUUGCAGACAACUCGACAGAUGUUGGAGCUGCCAUCACCUCAGCCUGGGCUGAAUGCAAGGACGGAGGUGUGGUGUAUGUUCCAUCCGGUGACUAUGCGCUAAGCAGCUGGGUUACCCUCACUGGUGGCUCCAGCUGUGCUAUUCGGUUGGAUGGAAUUCUGUAUCGGACACUAGAUGACGGAGGCAAUAUGAUCUUUAUUGAACAUACCACAGACUUUGAGCUAUUCAGCUCUACCUCGAAGGGUGCUGUGCAGGGCUUCGGCUACAAGUAUCAUGCUGAGGGAUCCAUUAGUGGCCCACGUAUUCUCCGACUAUACAAAGUUACUGACUUUUCUGUUCAUGAUCUUGCUCUUGUGGAUUCGCCCUCUUUCCACUUCAGCAUGGAUACAUGCGAGAAUGGUGAGGUCUACAACCUGGCUAUUCGCGGUGGCAACCAUGGUGGCUUGGAUGGUAUCGAUGUCUGGUCUACUAAUAUCUGGGUUCAUGAUGUCGAAGUUACCAACAAGGAUGAGUGCGUGACUGUCAAGAGCCCGGCUAAGAAUAUCCUUGUCGAGAACAUUUAUUGUAAUUGGAGUGGUGGCUGCGCGAUGGGAUCUUUGUCUACUGGAGUAGACAUCUCAGAUGUGACCUACCGUAACAUUUACACCUGGACCUCGAACCAAAUGUACAUGAUCAAGAGCAACGGAGGAGACGGCACCGUAUCUAACAUCGUGCUGGAGAACUUUAUCGGUCAUGGCAAUGCCUACUCCCUUGAUAUUGACCAGAAGUGGAGCAGUAUGUCCGUCGUUGACGGCGAUGGUGUGCAGCUGAACAACAUCACCAUCAGUAACUGGAAGGGUACCGAGGCAAAUGGGGCCGCGCGUGGACCUAUCAAAAUUAUUUGUGCCGAUGGCGCCCCUUGCACUGAUAUUACCAUUGAAGAUUUUGCCAUGUGGACUGAAUCUGGGAGGUCUCAGUGGUACUCGUGCGAAAGUGCUUAUGGUGAGGGAGCAUGUUUGAAGAGUGGAAGCAAACACACUUCAUACACCACCACCACGACCGUCACCACUAAACCAUCUGGGUACUCAGCUUCUACGAUGGCCUCAGACCUGGCUACUGCUUUUGGCUUUACUGAGUAUAUCCCUAUCCCAUCUAUUCCGACCUCAUUCUAUCCUGGUGUGAAACCGUACAGUUCUCUGGCUAGUGCCAAGGAGACUGCCAAAUAG